UUUCGCUUGGUCCGAAAUGGGCUUUCAUUCUGCUGCUGCAGCACUUUCUCUCCAUCUUUUGCAGCCCCUCCCUUGCAUACUUCUCCUCCCCUUUGCCCACACAUCUGGAAGCCAGCUCCUCAUUUAUUUGUUUUUUUUCCUUCUUUCUCCAGAGUUUUGCUUUAAAGAAAAAAAAAAGUUCUUUACCUUGUCAUGCAAUUACAUCUCAGUAUGCAAUUAUACUGAGACUUUCUCCCGCCCCCUUCAAUCUGCAGCAGUGGCCGUGCUCACAUGGCAGUAGACGGAAAUAGAAUAGCUUCAUGUCUGUUUGGACCGUGGCCCGGCACAAACUAUGCUCCGCCGCUUGACUGUCAGUAGGAUGUUGGCUUUCUCCAGCCAGGCCAGUCUGUGCAGUGCUUUACUCCGGCAGGGCUACAUAACGCGGCUGCGGGACGGAAAAAACUGAAGGAGACAGAAGAAGAACUAAGUGGUGUUGCUAUGAAUCCCGGCGGGAACACUUAACCUUUUUAGACCACAGAGCGGGGGUGAUAAACUGAAGCGGGAAGGUGGACGAAAGAAUGGCAACGCCGCAGUGCAGCUCCAGGCAGAGCAGCUCGCUAUCUUCUUCUCCGAGCAGUAGUCGCAUACAAUGCCUGCAGGUGGACUCGGUCCAGCGCUGGAUGGAGGACCUGCGUCACAUGACGGAGGUGGAGUGCAUGUGCGUGCUCCAGGCCAAACCCAUCGAGGUCGAGGACGAUGCCCAGCAGGCCGAGCUGAUCGUGUCCGGCAGGGCGGUGACAGGAGAGGCGGCAGUGGGGGACCACGUGGCCCGCAAUAACCUGCAGACACUGCUUCGCCGGGCCCUCGUCGUUAGCACCGAGCUGGGUAAGAUGUUCCAGCGGCUGGAGAAGGGACGCUGGCAGAGGGUCCACAGUACAGCGGUGCGAGCAAAUUGUCACGUGCGCUCCCUGGUGCAUGAGUACAGCGCAGCACGCGGCACGCCGCCAGAGAUGCAGAAGUUUGAGACAUCUCUUCUGGGGAAGUGCAUGGAGCUGACGAAUAUCACAGAAAGGUGCAUUCACACCGAGGACGAGUUCUUCCUGAAGUCCAUGAGAGAUGCCAUCCACGAGAUCCUGACGGAUGUCAGUGAUUCAUUCAGCAACAUGAUUGACAUGGCAUUAGCCAAUGAGAUCCAGGUUCUGAUCAAGCAGAUUGAAUCUUCAGAUAACGUCCACACCAUCGGCAGCGCCAUCAGCAACCUGCUGUCUCUCACCCAGGAUGGACCGCAGCUUUGCAGCAUCAUCGCCAAGGAAGGCGCGGUGGUGUCGCUGUUCAAGAUCUGCCGGCAGGAUCGCUUCAAAGGCCUCUACGCUCACGCUCUGAGGACCGUGGCCUCCAUCUGCUGCGUGGAGGAGGGCAUCAAGCAGCUAGACAAGGUACCCACGCACCCAUCCAUCCACUUGGAAAACAAAUCAUGCUCUCAUAUUGAUCUGCAGUCUUCAGGGUGUGGGUCAGCGGCGGUGGUGGCGCAGAUCACGUCGCCGCAUCACACGUCCACGCAACACCUGGCCAGCUUCCUGGAGAGCAUGCACGACAUCGUCACCGCGCUCAUCAAUUUGUGCGAGAGCGCCUCCUGCGGCGAGGUCUUCCUUCUGGCGUCGGCGGCCCUUGCCAACAUCACCUUCUUCGACAGCAUGGCCUGCGAGAUCCUGUUGCAGCUCAACGCCAUCCACAUCCUGCUGCAGGCGUGCAAGGACCGCCAGAGGGUGGACACCCCUUACUCCAAAGACCAGGUGGUGACUAUCUUAGCCAACCUCUCUGUUUUGGAGCAGUGUGCGAGUGAAGUCCUGCAGGAGCAAGGUGUGGAGAGGCUGCUGCUGCUACUGGGCGAGAGGCCGUCCUCCUCCAGCCCGUCCGAGGGCGCCGCCUGCGAGCGUGUGCAGCAGAAAGCCGCUGUCACGCUGGCGCGCCUCAGCCGAGACUCCGAUGUCGCUCAGGCUGCCAUCCAGCUCAAAGCCGUUCCUCGUCUCAUCGAGCUGUGCCGAUCUCCGACGGAGAGAAAUAACAGCGACUCGGUCUUGGUCGCUUGCCUGGCGGCCUUGAGGAGGCUGGCCUCAGUGUGCCCGGACAGCAUCGAAGCGGCAGAUCAUCAGCAAUUGAUCAAACCGCGCUUGGUCGACUCCUUCCUCCUGUGCUCCAACAUGGAAGAGAGCUUUGUGUGACGCUAACAUGCUAAUAAUACGCAUCCAACGCUGACUGCUCAAGAAGUGGUAAACAUUCCUUGACUGAACCACCGGACAAAACUAUGCGAAUGGAUGUAGAGACAUUUAUGUGUGUAUGUGUG
Messenger RNA from Hippocampus comes (tiger tail seahorse), 2323 nucleotides. It is a transcript of the gene insc, whose product is annotated as INSC spindle orientation adaptor protein. The record is from RefSeq and is a predicted model, not a curated record. Gene Ontology annotation, molecular function: protein binding; cytoskeletal adaptor activity. The transcript is spliced from 13 exons. Gene Ontology annotation, biological process: apical protein localization; establishment of mitotic spindle orientation; asymmetric cell division. Lineage: Eukaryota; Metazoa; Chordata; Actinopteri; Syngnathiformes; Syngnathidae. Gene Ontology annotation, cellular component: apical cortex. Bases 558 to 2201 code for a protein of 547 amino acids.